UUCCUGCAAUACUUAUGCCAUAUUAUGACGCUGACUCCUUUCAUAAAUAUGUUAAUGGGUCAUACAAUUCAAUUGAGAAUAUUUAUUAUGUACCCUGUAACAUAAAAGAUUAUGUAUCUCAAGUAUCAUUUAUAUUUGGUGGAAUUAGUUAUAAUAUUGAUCCAUCAGAACUAAUUUUGCAAUAUGAUAAAGAUAACCACCAAUGCAUUUCUGGAGUUCAAUCUGCAUAUAUCACUGAGUAUGACACAUGGGUUGUUG
Racocetra persica is the source of this 258-nucleotide messenger RNA. The record is from the annotation of a GenBank genome assembly. Lineage: Eukaryota; Fungi; Glomeromycota; Glomeromycetes; Diversisporales; Gigasporaceae.